Morone saxatilis (striped sea-bass) is the source of this 3946-nucleotide messenger RNA. It is a transcript of the gene arhgap18, whose product is annotated as Rho GTPase activating protein 18. Gene Ontology annotation, biological process: regulation of actin filament polymerization; regulation of small GTPase mediated signal transduction; signal transduction. The coding region runs from base 215 to 2296 and encodes 693 amino acids. NCBI's taxonomy places the organism in Eukaryota, Metazoa, Chordata, Actinopteri, Moronidae. Gene Ontology annotation, cellular component: cytoplasm. Gene Ontology annotation, molecular function: GTPase activator activity. The transcript is spliced from 18 exons. The record is from RefSeq and is a predicted model, not a curated record.
UCACACACACACUCAAAGUUGUAGAGAAAGACGAGAACCAGAGGAGGAGGAGGAGAGUUUAAUUUCAGAAUGAGUCGACAACAUAACAGUCCAGCGAUGGAAAGCACAGAUCGAUAGCCCGACCUAUAGAUCGAUACACAGCUUCAGAGAUAGACACCCUAUCCGUUAGCGAGUGUGUGUGAAGCAGAAUAGGGAAGAAAAAAGGAGGAGAAACAUGAGUCGGCAGCAGCAGCAGUCCCAGGGAGUGGUUUUAACGGGUUACCACAGCAACGCCGAACUGUUGCCGAAAACCGGACCGUGUGCUGCCAGCUGCCCGUCAGCCCUGGACCCCGAGGCCGGCGCGCCCAGCCGCAGAACAGGCCACUACACUGUUCAACAGAACCAGAACACACAUCAUGGAGACAGAUACGGGCCUUCCACUACCACCAGCAUUUCCACUUGCCCCAGGUCUCAGCCCUCCUCCAGCCCGAAGCCAGGCUCCAGCCCCAGACACAGUCCCAAUUCCAGGUCCAGACCUCGACCCACGUAUCAGCGCUGCAACUCUCAGGACUCUCUGGACGAUCUGGAGAUGGACGACUAUUGGAAGGAGGUGGAGAAUAUCAAUCGCUCAGGAGAAGGCGCAGGGAGGGGAGAAGGUAGCGGAGAAGGGGAAGUGCAAGACGAGGAGCAGCAGAAAAUUCCUGAGGAAGGUGAACAGGAGGAGGCGUGGCUUACAGAGGCGGGGCUAGCACGGCUGUUUGAUGAUUCACUGGCAGUAGACCAGGAUCAGGAAGAAGACAACGCGGUGUUCCUGUCCACACUGACCAGAACUCAGGCGGCAGCUGUAGAGCGUCGUGUGACAUCACUACAGCAGACGUUGCUACGGCGCCGCAACCGGCAACACGUUCCUGAUGUUAGGGAUAUAUUUAGACCUCCUGAAAAGGGGGAUGAGCCUAGUAAACUCAAGGGGGGAAGUGAGAAUGGACAAAAAGAUGUCACUUCAGCUGAAACAGAGACAGAACUGAACGUUGAAGUGGCUUUUUCAGAGCAGGCGCUCACUUACAGGGAUAACCAUCAAAGGUUAAAAGUCACUACUAGCCCUAACUCACCUGACGACAAACUACCGAACUUUAAGCUGCUCCGAGAUAAAACAGGUCAGACCAGAAUAGGAGAUCUGUCUCCUCUGGAUAUGAAAAAGGUGCGUAGACUGGUGCUUGUGGAGUCGACUGCUCUGUUUGACACUGCUGGGAUUGACCUAAAGGCUCACAAAGCUGUCAAAGUUAAGACUAAAGAGAGUGGUUUAUUUGGUGUCCCCCUUGCCACUUUAUUGGAUCAGGACCAGAGGCGUGCUCCUGGAACCAAAGUGCCAUUCAUAUUGCAAAGGCUUAUUAGUCAUAUUGAGGAGGACGGAUUAGACACAGAGGGGCUGCUACGGAUCCCUGGAGCGGCCACUAGAGUCAAGUCACUGUGCCAGGAGCUCGAGUCCUCUUUCUACGAUGGGGUGUUUCCAUGGCAACAGUUGAAGCAGCACGAUGCUGCUAGCCUUUUGAAGCUGUUCAUUAGGGAAUUACCCCAUCCACUGCUGACUGUGGAGUACCUCAAUGCAUUUAUUGCUGUCAACAAGCUCCCCACAAAGAAGCAACAGCUGCAGGCUUUGAACCUGCUGGUCCUUUUGUUACCUGAGGCCAACCGGGAUACUCUGAAGGCACUAGUGGAGUUUUUCCAGCGUGUGAUCGACCAUCAGGCCAAGAAUAAAAUGACUCUCAACAAUGUCUCUGUUGUCAUGGCACCCAACAUCUUCAUGUUCAAGGGCUUCCGCUCCAAGGUUACAGAACAACAGGAGUUCUCCAUGGCAACCAGCACGGCCAACAUUGUCCGGCUGCUGAUUAGAUACCAGAAUCUUCUAUGGACAAUCCCCAAGUUCAUUGUGAACCAGGUCAGACAACAAAACAUGGAAAGUCAGCGGAAACAAAGUAAAGAGAGAGCUGUAAGAAAGCUGCUGAAGAAAAUGACAACCGAUAAACCAUCUGACAAAGCAGCCCCAGAGGAGAGUUCGCAGGGAUUUAUUCGAGUCCAAGCACCGCAGUUCAGUAAAGUGUCUAUGGUGGUUCAGCUUACUGAAGAGCUGCAGGCUGCUGAUGUAUUAACACGCUUCCUCAGCCAGGACAGUUCAGUGUCAGUGAAACGAGAAGAGCUGUGUCUCUAUGAGAUUGGUGGAAACAUCAAGGGGAGAUGUCUAGAUGGGGAAACGUAUAUGAAAGACCUCAUCCAGCUGAACCCUACAGCAGAAUGGGUCAUCAAAGCUGUACAGCGAUAAUCCUGCUGCACGCUUGACUACUCCAAAUGUUCACCAUCGCAUCCUACUGAGAAGAGACCUCACCUGGUUCGCUGUGGUUUCUGCUGGUUCUGGACUUACUGGCACAAUCCACUUUGUAGCAGAGACAUUUCUCAGCACAGGUGGUUGCAUAGGGUUCACACAACUAGCUGGUCCUGAGAACUGCCAAAAAAAUACAAGUAGUCCAAUGGUAGUUUUAAAAUGUAUGAAACUCCUUUUGGUGAAAUCUGUGUGGAAAUACUUUUUUUCUCCACUAAGUAGAACAACCAGAUUGUGAGACAAGAAAAAGGGAAAAGUAUGUUCUUGGAUUUACAAUAACACAGACUUUUCCAUUUUUCCCACCCUGCAUUAUGGUACAAAUUAGAAUUUUGGGUCUCAUGUACCACCAACCUAAAGUAUGUGCAGAAGAAAACCACUUGUUUUUAUUAAACCUUGUCAUUUGUGGAGUCCUGACAGACCAGUGUUGUACUGUGAUGGAAGUAUACCAUUUCUCCCACUUUGUCACAGCACUUUAGCCCCAAUAUUGUGAUUCUUAAUAUUAUGUGCUACUGCAAGUAUUGCAGUUGUAUACUGUGAUUGAUUGCCACUAAUCACUUUGUUGUGUCUGCAGUAAUAAGUUGAAAUAGUUAAGUUAUGGGGCGAUAAAAUAUCAAUAUUCUAUUAAAUCACAAAUUAAUUACAUAACAUAAAUAAAUUUAAGGUCUAUUUUUAUUAUGACAAUAUUGGCCUUUAUUUAUUUAUGGUUUCAAUAAAAUCCUUAAAAAGCAAAUAUAUGUUCACAAUGUUAAAUGUUUAUGUAUCAAAUUGGAGUGAAUGUAAGGGAGGGGCCACAGCAGUGACCCCAAAACUUUUCAUAAUUAUAUCGUCACUGACAGCUAACCGGGGCACGCAAUGAUGAUAUCACUGUUUUUAAGGUACAUUAAUAUUGCUGUACGUUCUAACUUUUUAAACCGUUGAUGUUUGAGUGUGUUAAUGUGUGAAUCCAUCUUCAAAAACUGCUAGUCACCAGUGAACAAACACAUUUUAUAUAUAGCCUCUGUGUAAACUCGCUUGGAAUUUAAUUGCCUUACAAGUUUUGUACCAAAGAUUUGAUAAUUUUAAAAAUAUUUAGCGAUGAUUUUAAAGAAAUAAAUUGCUGACUGUAUAAAUGGCCUUCAGUGAUACACUCACAUGAUGGGUUGCAAAAGUAUCUGGACAUUACUACUUUUAGCUUGUUUUGAUAUUUGACUCUGUACACUUCUCAGUCUGGAUAUGAGUUGAUAUAGUCCUCUGGUAAACGUUGUAUUAAUCCAGGAAUAGAAAAUCUCAAUUUUAUUUUUUUGGCACAUAUCUGUACUUCUCUUGGCUUUCACUAAGAAUCUAAUCUAAUUCUGUGUAGUUUCUCAGUUUCAACAGUCUGUGGAAGAUCAUAAUCUGUACCACAGAGUCAAACAUUGCAGAUGUAACUCUUGUGAAGAGCUGUGAAGUGUUAACAAAUAUUCUGUCACUGUUCAAAAAUUCACUUCCUGCCUUUUAUUAUCUGUUUACUGUGAAUGUUUUUUUUUUCAGAUUAUGAUGUCUAUGGCUUAUUACUGCCUCUGAAAUGACCACUAAACCAACCUGUAAAUAAAUAUGCAAUUAUUAAUUACCACA